AUUCUCUUGCACAACACUUCCAUACACUCCUCCCUCCCCUAGUUCAGGAAGUUGACUGUAUAAAAGGUUCUCUUUCCUUCACUCAGCUCACACUUUCUCUGAGAUAUAAACCCUCAAAGACACAGCCUUCAGCAGUCACCAUGAACAAGAUCAUUGUCUAUGCGCACCCUGAUUUCCGCGGUCUCAGCAUGGAAUUCACCGAUGACAUUCAAAACCUGGUCCACAAAAACUUUGACAACUGCAUAUCCUCAGUGAAAGUGAUCGGGCAACCCUGGGUAUUAUACGAACACCUCAACUACAAGGGGUUGGAGUGGGUCUAUGAGGAAGGAGAGUACAGCAAUGUCAGUAAGCAUGAUACUGUUUCUUCACUGAGGCUCAUCACAGAGGACCUGCACGACCCUAAGAUCACUCUGUAUGAACACUCAAACUACAAAGGAAAAGAAAUAGUCCUCACCUGCGAGGCAAAUCUGUGCUAUGGUUCCUUCAAUGACAUGGCAUCCUCCCACAUUGUGCAAAAAGGUGCUUGGCUUCUAUAUGAGCACGGAGACAGAGGAGGCAGAUACAUCACGGCCCGGGAUGGCGAGCGUGUUCCUGACUAUGGUGUACUGUCGUUCCAUGACCGUGUGUCCCACCUGCGCCCUCUGAAGCCUGGCAAGGGGACUGUGACUGCGGAGGUCCUCUGGGAGAAGAAGGAAGAGAAGGAGAAGUCCUUCAUCAUCGAUUCUAUCUGUGGUCUGAACCCAACUGACCAUGAGCAAACCUUCUCCACAUCACUCAGCAAGGAGUACACAGGUACUAUCACUGAGAACUUCAGUUUUAAUAAUUCUACAACAAUUAGUGCAGGGACAACUUUCUCUGUAGAUGUGUUCAAAGUGAAGAAAGAAUUCACUUUGUCUGUCAGCAACACCUUCACAGUUGAAAAGGGGAAAUCUGAAUCACACACUGAGACAAAGAAGGUGAACAUCACCCUACCAGCGACAAUCCAUCCGCACACCAAGCUCUCUGUGUCUGUGAUCAGGAAAGAAGUUGAUGUAAAGCUGCCAGUCAAGCUGACUAUAACUCAGGGCAAGCACAGUGUGAUUGAAUAUGGAGAGUAUAGGUGCCAAUCAGGGCUGACCUUGCAAACUGAGUACAAAGAAGAAAAAAUAGAGUUUUCUUCACAGAAAAGGGAAUGAUUAUGUGAUUAAUAUACCCUUAUAACUGUAUACAGCAUGUCUUUAGCACUGUCUAUGAUCAUUACUUGAACUCAGAUAUAACAUGCUACUGCAGCAUUGUAUAAUGGUGGAUUGAUUUCUUUAAAAUAGAUUUCAGUUUAAUGGUGCUUAGUUCUUUUGUUAAUCAUAGAUCUCAAUAUACAUCUGUUUAAUGAAAUAUGGGUGAAUGGUGAUUGACUUCAGCAACAUCUUAAUCAUUUAGUUGCUUAACAUGUUAUUUCAGAACGUCAGCAUUGUCAAAUGCAGUGUAUUGGCAGGCUGAUUUUCCCAAAGUAAAACUAAUUGACUACUCAAACUGUUAUUAGAACUGUUUCUGUUUUGUAAAAUACUAAUAAUGUCACAAUGAUAGAAAUCAAUGUUUUUCAAAUGGUCAUCGGAUUAAAGUGGUCAGAAGAUAUAAUCAUGUAUACUGUAUUUGUACUUACAAAGAUGUUUAAUGAUUUAGACCUGUAGUGUAAAUUGCAAUUCAGACUAAUGCUUUAUUGAAGAAAAAUACAAGUCAUAUUUAGUAUUCUGUUUUAUCAAUAUCAUAUAUAUAUAUAUAUAUAUAUAUAUAUAUAUAUAUAUAUAUAUAUAUGUGUGUGUGUGUGUGUAUAUAUAUAUAUUGUGAGAUGGCAGGGAGAGGGUUAAAACCUCUCUGAAGAAAAAACAUGUGCGGAAGGCACACUUUUGUUUUGUUAAUUGUUUAAUUGUUUUUGUUAAUUGUUUUAUUGAUUGAUCAUUACCUGCACCUAGCUACUAUUGAAAAUUGGAGCCAGGUGCAGGGUUUAAAAGGAGAGCAGUCAGUCUGCUUGGGGCAGCUGCUGAAGAGGGUAGAAGCCCGACUGUGCUGGUGUGUGGGUACAGCCGUAAUUUAAAAAGAAAAAGGGUAGAGUGAAGCCUUUUUGUUGUGUGUGUGUGCUAUUCUGUUUGUUUUUGUACAGGUAAACAGCUUAGCUGUCCUGUUUAGUUUAUGUUCCUGUUUUGUUUUAGUUAUUGCUCAAAGAAGAGCUAGGUGUUUGUUUUGUUUAUUUUUGUUUUUGUGUUUAUUAAAAAUAGUGCAACCGCGCUUCAAAAAUCCAUUCCUGUGUGUGUUGGGUCGUGUUUUAAAGGGGCAACGAGUAAGAAUUUAAAACGUAUCAUUACUGACCAUUCUGCACGAGUAGUAGGAGCAUGCUAUGAUUUGUAGUAUUUAAUUGAGCAUUUAUAUCCAUUUACAAAGUCGAUUUUAUAAUAUACAUUUACCUAUCUAUUCUGCCAUAAUCACCUGUAUCCAGUGCUUGAAAUGAGAAAAAAAAUAAAUAAAUAAAGUGACCUCCCUCUCUCAUCACCACGACUUGACCUGGAUCAUUUGAAAUGGUUUUGUAAUCCACUCUGGGAGUUGCAGUCUAUGCUCUGCUAUGACGUUAAUCUUACAGCUGCUGGUGGGCCAACAAAGUAACAACUAGAAAGUCACAUAAAUGCAGAACAGAUAGUCAGUGACUCAAAUAUUUGAAAUUGAAAAGUGGUGGUGAGUACGGCCCCAUUUCAAGCACUGCCUGAAUCAACUGUUGAGUAAACAGAGUAACUGACAACUUUCUGUUGGUAUUUCUUUGUUUGAAAAUAAUAAAUUAAAUACAAUGAUUUCUUUAUACCAUUUUAAAUUUGUAUGAAAAGUUUACAUGCACAAAACUACACGUAAUAGCUUUAUUCUGGUAAUUUUAAACUGCUUACAAUACAUACAUAUAUGGUGAAUAGCUCUCGUGACACAGCAAGGAUCAUGGGAUCACUCAUUAAAUACAUACACCUUUAAAACAGUAUGUACAUUCUGCUAUAACCCCACCCUGUGUCAUUAAAACAUUGCUUGUAAGUGAUGUAAUGGAAUUUUUGUAACAUUGCAAUUGCAAAGCUUGCUCAAAAGGAAGCAAAUAGGUUUUAAGAUACCAAUACAGACUGUAACGUUAGGUUGAAGUUGAAGCCUGUCCCAAGCCAAUAGGGCUAGCGGGACAUGUAUUAAAGGAAAAUAAUGAUUUUGUGUGUAACAAAAUGCAAAAGUAUAAUUUGUUUUAAACUAAACUGGCUGUUCCUUGGAACUCACGGGGGGGGGGGGGAACUGCCCCCCACCGGCAGGAGUAGCAACAACCAAUCAGAGACUUAUUAUUAACCUCUCUAUUCAGACGAACCAAUGAGAAUCUAAAGUAAACAACCCUUGUGGGUAACAAGGAGCAACCAGUAAACUAAUUUUAGCUGUCAUGUCUAGCGUGCACUUGUCUGAUGACUGUUUGUAUGAUUCUCUGAAAUGGCUUGUUCUAUAGCCUGACUGUGACCCUAUAUGGUGUCCACUUCCUUUGUCUUAUAACCAAUCCUUAUAUGGUUACACUGUUUAAUUUCUUUCUUGUAUGAUGUUCCAGAAAACUAUAUAAGCUGCAUUUAAAAUUAGCUCAGUGUGCAUCUCUGCUGAUUGCUAACGGAGCCUGUGUUAUUCCGUUGAGUGCGCCAGUUUGCAAACUUAUAAUAAAGAUCUUUGAUUGAA
This is a messenger RNA of Acipenser ruthenus (sterlet), 3705 nucleotides long. Its product is annotated as epidermal differentiation-specific protein-like. Gene Ontology annotation, molecular function: structural constituent of eye lens. NCBI's taxonomy places the organism in Eukaryota, Metazoa, Chordata, Actinopteri, Acipenseriformes, Acipenseridae. Bases 141 to 1175 code for a protein of 344 amino acids. The record is from RefSeq and is a predicted model, not a curated record. The transcript has a single exon. Gene Ontology annotation, biological process: lens development in camera-type eye; visual perception.